AUGGAAAAAGGCGACCUUUCCACUGCGUCCUACCGGGGCCCCAAGCUCCCCAAUGUCCCCGACGAUCUCGUUGUUCCGGGAGUCCUAGAUCUAGACUGCGAUGAGUGCCUAUGGGUCCCCCAAGCCAAAGACGUCUGGUUCCGACCACUUUGCUUCAACGUGUCGCACGGCUACUUUGUCAACAUCCUGCGCGUAAGGAAGAGCGGUAUUUUGUCGCGUCACAGACAUACAGGUCCAGUACAUGCGACGGUACUGAGGGGCCGCUGGCAUUACCUUGAGCACGACUGGUGGGCCGAGGAAGGCGGGUAUGCAUUUGAACCGCCGGGUGACAUUCAUACUCUUGAAGUCCCGGAUGGAGUCGCUGAGAUGGUCACAUUGUUCUACGUGACAGGCGCCUAUGUCUAUGUUGACGUCGACGGCGUUCCUCUCGGCGUCGAGGAUGUCUUCAGUAAGCUGCAAGCGGCGAGGAAGCACUACGAAGACGUGGGACUAGGCGCGAGCUUUGCUGAUCAGUUUGUGAGGUAG
This is a messenger RNA of Penicillium lagena, 525 nucleotides long. RefSeq names its product 2,4'-dihydroxyacetophenone dioxygenase family protein. The record is from RefSeq and is a predicted model, not a curated record. Bases 1 to 525 code for a protein of 174 amino acids. NCBI's taxonomy places the organism in Eukaryota, Fungi, Ascomycota, Eurotiomycetes, Eurotiales, Aspergillaceae. The transcript has a single exon.